Daucus carota subsp. sativus is the source of this 534-nucleotide messenger RNA. RefSeq lists its product as uncharacterized. The record is from RefSeq and is a predicted model, not a curated record. Lineage: Eukaryota; Viridiplantae; Streptophyta; Magnoliopsida; Apiales; Apiaceae. The transcript has 2 exons. The coding region runs from base 1 to 534 and encodes 177 amino acids.
AUGUCAGGCCCCAGUACCCCGGUUCAUUCUGAUCAUUCAGAGUCGACGGUUGAAGGACUUCCACCCCGUCCUGGAGUUGUACCUAUAUCUCCACCCAGGGCACCUACACCCCCACCUGUAGCUGGACCUUCACGUCCACCUGGAUACUCUCGUAGUGGACAGACCCCUAUUGCAGCUAUACCACUUAGGGCUAUACCCCCGCCCGCACCUGUGAUGCCCCCACCUGCUCCCAUGAUACGACCUCCUAUCCGUGGACCUCCACCAGAGCAUGAGUCUUCUGGAUUUUCUCAGGCACUCCUGAUGGAGAGAGAGGAGCUGUUGGGCCAGAUUGGAGAGCUGACACAGGCGAUGAGGGAUCUAGAUCCUAACAGGGGAGAGCGACAGUUGAGAGAGGAGAUACUUGCAUUUAGGACAGAGGCAGUAGAGAGAUUAUGUGGGAUCACCGCACCACUUGGUACCCCUGGGGAUAUUAUAGACUGGGCUCGUUGGGUCUUGGAGCAGCUGGAUAUUAUCGGAGGCCCAGACUUUCCAUAG